AAAGAAAAGCAACUGACUUGAAGAUGUCAAGUCAACAGAUUCUUUCCUGAAAACAAUAUUAUUUCCCUUAUUAUUAGUGUUUAAUACUACAUGUUCUACUAUACACAAAACUUUGGGGUUUUGAUCAAAUUCUUCAUUACAAAUGAGUGGUGAAUUUCCUGAAACAAGCAAAAAAACCAUGGAUUUGAUACUUGUUGAAGAUGAUUCUGGUAGUGAUAUUGAAAAUGGAGUAAGAAAACUCAUGGCCAUAACCGCCAUGAAAGAAGAGAAGUUGUACGUUGCACUGGGAAAGGAGGUCAAACUAUAUGAAACCCUUCUCUUUUGGGCUAUUCAGAAUUCUGGGUGCCACAAAAUUUGCAUUCUUCAUGUUCAUCAACCUGAAAAUUUCAUCCCCAUUUUGGGUGAAAAGUUCCAUUGGAGCUCCUUGAAAGAGCAGCAAGUCAGUGCAUACCGACGAAUAGAGAGACAAUUUAUGCUUAAUACUUUAGAUGAGUAUCUCCAAAUUUGUCGCCAGUUUGGGGUGCAGGCAGAGAAGCUUUAUAUUGAGAUGGACUCAAUUGAGGGUGGUAUCUUGCAGCUUAUUGCAGACCACAAUGUUGAAAAGCUUGUCAUGGGUGCUGCACCAGAUGACUGCUACCACACGUAUGAAUCGAAGGAUAUUUAGGAAAAUGGUGGAACCCAUGUCAAAGAAAGCAGCUUAUUUGCAGCUGCACGCACCUGAUAAGUGUCACAUCUGGUUUAUCUGCAAGGGACAUCUCAUCCAUCAGAGGAAGUCAUGUAGUUUAUCAAUACAUGCUCAAAAUCAGAGGUCAGUUAACUCAAAAUUUGUUUCUCUGAUGGGUCAAAGCACUAAAUCUGAAGGAGGAAAUCAGGAUUUAGUUCUUGAGGAGGGAUCAUCUCAUUUUAGAGUGAGCAAUGGAGGAGUCACUGAGCGUUUCACCUUGGAAAACAUUGAAAAUCCUGUUUCUCAGCCUGAACUUGAUUUAGAAGCUGAUCGCCAUAAUUGGAGUGAAAAAUCUAAAUUGCUGAAAUCUCAAGGAUAUGAGGUCUUUAAAGGAUCACCUUCUCACCUGAGCAGAGAGUCAAUAGCUGACCACCUAGAACUUCUCGCUGGACCAUUCUUCGAACAGAAUCAUCUUCAUCAUUUGAUUUCUCAUUGUUCAGUUGCGCAGGCAAAAUUACCAGACGGUUGCUAUGCAGAGGCAGUGAGUCAAAGGGAAGAACUUGAAAAGGUGAAGAAUGAUCGAACCAAGCUCAGGGAAGAACUUCAGUAUGCAAUGGAUCAUAAUUUAGUAUUGGAAGGGAAAGUUGCAAACUAUGAUAAAGUGGUGAAGGAAUUGGAGGAAGGGAUUAUUUCUAAUUUCGAACUGCUGCAAAUCUGUGAGAAACAGCGGGAGGACUUGAAGAUCGAACGUGACAAUGUCAUCAAGACAGCUGAAGAAUUGUUGAACCAAUCUGCGGAGGCAGCAUCCAAGACCAAUGUCCUCAAGCUCUUCACCACAUUCACCUUUGCGCAGAUCAAAGCAGCGACUACCGGUUUUGACCCUUCAUUACGAUUAUGGGAAGAUGGGUACUGGAGCAUGUAUAAAGGAUUUAUUUCCCAUACACAAGUGACUGUGAAGGUGUGGCUUCCUGAGGCAAAAUUUCGUCAAGAGGUUGAGAUACUAAGCAAGUUUAGACAUCCAAAUCUGGUAACUCUUAUGGGAGUUUGCCCUGGAGCUAAGGGUGUUGUUCUUGAAGAUCUCCCCAAUGGAAGCCUUGAAGAAAGAUUAAGUUCUACGUGCAAUUCUCCUCUCUCAUGGCAAACCCGAAUAAGGAUUGCCACUGAGUUAUGCUGUGCUCUAAUCUUCCUUCAUUCCCGUGUACCUGAAAGAGUUAUUCAUGGUGCUUUGAAGCCUGCGUCUAUUUUCUUUGAUUCGAACUUCACAUGCAAGAUCUGUGACUUUGGAUUUUCUCGCAUAAUUCCGCACGAUGAAGAUUUUCACACCACUGAGGUGUCCUGCAGUUCCUCAUAUACGGAUCCUGAGUACUUCAUAAUGGGAGUUGCUAAACCUUCCGUGGAUGUUUAUUCUUUUGGAAUGAUACUACUGGAGUUGCUGACUGGAAAAUCAGCAUAUGGGUUAACAGAUGAACUGGAACAUGCUUUGAAUGAAAACAAUCUUGAUUCUCUCUUGGAUACUUCAGCAGGAGACUGGCCAUUUGUGCAAGCUGAGCAAUUGGCUCGAUUGGCAUUGAGGUGUUGUGAGGAGAAUGCAAGUGAUCGUCCACAUUUGGAGUCGGAUGUAUGGAGAGUCCUGGAGCCGAUGAGAACUUCAUGUGAGUCUUCAACACCGUACCAUCUUGGAGAUGAAGAACGCCGCCAAGCUCCAUCAUAUUUCAUUUGUCCUAUAUUCCAGGAAGUCAUGGAAGAUCCACAUGUUGCAGCAGAUGGCUACACUUAUGAGGCGGAAGCGUUGCGAGGGUGGCUUGAUACCGACCAUACAACUUCCCCCAUGACAAAUCUUCAACUCGAACACACUAAUCUUAUCCCCAACCAUGCCCUUCGUUCUGCCAUCCAGGAGUGGAGACAGAGGCAUUGAUUCUCAUCAAAUCAAAUUUACUCUUUGGUUUUGGUUCUUGCAAAGAAAAGGGAAAACAAGAUUACAAGAUGAUAAUAGUAAACUGGUAGUGUACAUAUCUUGGUGAGGUGGAUUUACCUAGCAAGUACAUAAAUGACAAGUCAAGCUUAGUUGAAUUAAACACUCCUUUGCAUGCGAUGUGUUUUCUUCGUUAGAAUUUUGCUAAACUAAACUGAACUUUUUACAGCAUAUCGAAUUUUCUCAACCUUGAUUGAACUUAAUGUUUAUAUU
Molecule: messenger RNA, 2849 nt
Organism: Beta vulgaris subsp. vulgaris (sugar beet)
Lineage: Eukaryota; Viridiplantae; Streptophyta; Magnoliopsida; Caryophyllales; Amaranthaceae
Product: U-box domain-containing protein 33
Exons: 8
Coding region: 489-2579 (696 amino acids)
Biological process (GO): protein phosphorylation; protein ubiquitination
Molecular function (GO): ATP binding; ubiquitin-protein transferase activity; protein kinase activity
Source: RefSeq, a predicted model, not a curated record